AUGGAGGGCUUCGACACCAUGGCUAUGCCGCCGUACCUGGCCAGUCCGCUGUCCCUCGGAAAUCUCCAGGGAACCGACUAUCUGAAUGCCAUGCCUGGCUUGGACCUGCCCGACCACCGGUCCAACUUCGAUACCGAGACCUUUGUCAGCGAUGAUAUCGCCUUUCAACAAAACAACAUCCAACACUCGCUCAAGCGCUUUCCGUCCGGAUAUGAGGACCCUUUCACCGAUAUGGUCGCUCCCUUUGACCCCGUGCCGCCAGAGCAGCCCCAAGAUUCCUCCAUCGACCACAACAACAAGCUGCUAAGUUUUUCCCUGCCGGUCUAUCACUUCACCUUGCUCGACUACUCAAUGCGGAGGACGUCAUUAUCCGUGUCGGCGCAGCUACACGGGAUGUUCUUCCUCGCCGAGUCGCCUUACACAACCUCGCCUUCCGAGCACGCGCCACCCCAGCAAGGCGCCGAACUGACCUGCUAUCGUCGCAAUCUGUUCCAAAUCACCGGAUCGGUCACUCUGCCGCGAGGGAUGCGCUAUAUCAUGACCGAUCAAGGCGACCGCAUUCCAAUUCUCGCCCAGGAGCUCACCGUCUCGGCCACCGAAUCUGUCGAGGGGAACCCGGUUAAGAUCAUCUCUGUGCCGUGGAAAACACCGUCGGCAGCCGCUGCCAACUCCGGCACAGCUGUCGAGGAGAGCAACCCCGGCACGGGUGCCAAGGUGGAGAAGGAACCGCCACCAAUCCCGCUGGACAUCAUGGCCGGACAAGACCUGGAUACCGACUACGCGACCUUCCCCAUCGCCUGGAAGCGUCUGCAGUUCCGCGUGGCCACCGCCAACAAUGGACGUCGGAAGGAAUUACAACAACAUUUCGUGGUUCGGCUCAAGGUGGUCGCUACCUUGUCGACCGGCGCCAAGAUCUCCAUCUCGGAGGUGCAGUCGGGACCGGUCAUCGUGCGUGGCCGCAGCCCACGGAACUUCCAGUCCCGCAAGGACCUGCCAUUGAGCGGUAGUGCUGCCGCCUCUCGCAAGAACCAAGCAAACAACGCGCCGACCCUCAACCGCACACCAACUAACGAGUCCGUCCCACGCCGCGCCAGUAUCACCCCUGCCAAGGCCAAGGCCUCAUCGGGUGCAGUGCAGAGCAGCUCCCCAGAGACAACGUCCGUUCCCCCACCUAGCAUCCUUCAGCAGCCGCAAAUGACGCCAGACUGGACGUCGAUCCCGCAGUCCGCAUCGAGCAAUGUCAUCCCUCAGGCACAUCAGUCCUACUUUCCUCAGUCCAGUCCAGAACAACUUUCUCAGGCAGCUGAGCACCAACGCCGUGUGAGCACUGUGUCCGUUGGUGCUGCAGCACCGAUCAACUUGUCCCUGCUGGAUGAGGAAGAGGGCGGGGAUUCCAAUCUUCAAUUAGACUCCGCGAUGGUGACUCCUUACAAUACUAGCGAGAUACCCCCGCAGCAGAUCUCUCCUCAACAAAUUUCUCCUCAGCAGAUCUCUCCCCAGCAGAUUUCCCCUCAACAGAUGCCUCCUCAGCGGGCCAUUAACCUCGAUCCAUCCAUUCCGCCGGCCAAGAUGCGCAAGAUGUCUCAUUCCCAUGGCCCGGCACGCAGCACCGUGUCGUCCUUGCCUUUACUGGAGACGGCCAAUCUGCCGCACCAGUUUGCAUCUUCGCUGCCCUUCCCGAACGAGAGCACGGAUCUGCUGUACGAGUACUUUCCUCUCGGACUGGAUGACUGGCAGGCACCCGUUGAUGCCGUCUACCGGCCGCAUGUCGUCCACCACACCAACAUGCCCGAGGUGAAAUUCGCCGCCACUCGUGGGCGGAAUAAGCGGUACUUCGCCGCAGAAGAUGUCUUCUGA
Penicillium riverlandense is the source of this 1857-nucleotide messenger RNA. Its product is annotated as NDT80/PhoG-like DNA-binding family protein. The transcript is spliced from 2 exons. Gene Ontology annotation, cellular component: nuclear chromosome. The coding region runs from base 1 to 1857 and encodes 618 amino acids. Gene Ontology annotation, molecular function: DNA binding; DNA-binding transcription factor activity. NCBI's taxonomy places the organism in Eukaryota, Fungi, Ascomycota, Eurotiomycetes, Eurotiales, Aspergillaceae. The record is from RefSeq and is a predicted model, not a curated record. Gene Ontology annotation, biological process: positive regulation of transcription by RNA polymerase II; meiotic cell cycle.